Molecule: messenger RNA, 2364 nt
Organism: Xyrauchen texanus (razorback sucker)
Lineage: Eukaryota; Metazoa; Chordata; Actinopteri; Cypriniformes; Catostomidae
Product: TIR domain-containing adapter molecule 1-like
Exons: 2
Coding region: 269-2017 (582 amino acids)
Biological process (GO): lipopolysaccharide-mediated signaling pathway; response to exogenous dsRNA; positive regulation of myeloid dendritic cell cytokine production
Molecular function (GO): protein kinase binding
Source: RefSeq, a predicted model, not a curated record
UGGACAUUUAAUAAUCAACAUAUUUGUUUUCCUUCUUCCGCGUUACACGACAAGGAAAAUAAGUUACGGGACAAGGGAAAUAUAAGGCAGGGAAAUAUAUAUAUUGCCUGUUCCUGUUUUGAAGAGAACUAUUACCAAAGGUGCAAUCAUGCUUCUCGAAGUGACUUCAUAUUGUAUGGAAUGGCUUGAACAUAACGUAUAAGAAUACAUAUUCACAUAUGAUCACCUAUACAUACUUAAAACAAAGGCAGAAGGUGCUAUACAGCUUAUGGAGAGAGAACAUAUGGAGCCGGGUCUCGCCAUGGCCAUUGAAGUUCUCUCUAAAGCCACCCCGGAGCGACUGGUCAGCUUGACUUGCAAAAUGGGCCAAUUGCGGGCUGAGGAAUUGGUGCACGCCAUGUGCUUGAUUCUCCUGAAGAGAAACAAAGAUGCGAAUGCUAAGCUAAUGGCUAACUGCAACAGCAGUGUCGCGAACCACUUGGCCGAAAUGGUGAAGAUGCAUGGAGAAGGAUUGAACAGUAGCCACUUUGGUGGUUUUACGAUAUCAAGAUCAGACACGGAGACUUUACUGGACAUUGCACGGAUUUUUGCGGUAUUGGUGCAAGAAAGAUUAUGUGACAAGUCGCUCCGAGAUCAAGCGUACCGCACAAUUCUUGCGAAGAGCAAGAACGCUGGUUCACAAUCUACAGAUGUUGACAUCUUUGAGGAAGUUCGACAAGUUUGCGGGGCUGAAGUUAUUGACGAAUUCCCAAGAUUUACCACAGAAAUGGCUUCCAUAACAGACUGUCUGACCUCUCUAGACAUAUCGGGGACAAACAUUAGCUGUCCAUCACCGUUAAGGACCAGUUCGAUCUGUAUCUCACAUAGUCUCGAAAUUAGCUCGCCAACGAUUCUAGGCCCAGAGUCCAAUACCGAAGAAUCAAAGCCAAUGACUCUGCACAUCCCCCAAGAGAGCGAAACUACAACCAAUCAAGACCAAACACCACAUUGUCCUGACAGAUCAUCAAAUAGUUGUGCAAUUACCUCACCAAAGACGCUUAAAAUGCAGGACAUCAAUGACGCACCCAAACCAUGUCUCGAUCAUAACGGAAGCUCUCAAGUUGUGACAUCGGAAAGCACGAAUGCAGAAAAUGUUCUUGAUUUUUCAUCCGCCCCAAAUAGCGGCACCAAACUAAAAGCACAUCCUGUAAACUCAAGCCAUUGCGCUAACGACUGCAAACCGCCAACUCAAGCUAAGAGUGUUCCCCCAGCAGAACCAAGUUAUAGCGAAGAAGACGAAACAUUUUACGCCUUCGUGAUCCUACAUGGACCUGAAGAUGCGGACGAGGCGCAAAGACUCAGAGAUAAACUGGAGAGUAUAACGUCAGGACAAGGCGCGACUUUCUCUGAGGACUUUGAGGAACCUGGAAGGUCAGCGUUGCGUUGCAUGGAAGACGCCAUCGACAACUCGGCGUUCACGCUACUGUUGCUCACCAAGAACUUCGACACAAACCUCAGCGCAACUACCACUGAUUCAGCGCUCAUGAAUUCUCUAGAAAAAUGUCACAAAACUAAUUCGGUUAUUCCGUUGCUACCGCGAGAUAACCGUUUGCCUAGGCAGAGGUUUCCGUUGGUUCUUCGCACAAAGGUCUGUCUUGAUGAAAACAGUGCGUUCGAACGUAAAGCCUUGAAGGUCAUGGCACCUAAUAAGGUGGCAUCUCAAAAGGUAGAAUGGAUGAAAGAGCAACGUAAUAAGAAGGCAAUCGAGCAACAGAGACGACUGCUAGAAGAAAACAGCAGAAAUGUGGAGCUACGACGACAGACUGAAAGAUUAGAGCGGAUGAUGCUAGAAUCCGAAAAGCAGCAUGAUGGAACGUUUUAUGCAGGACCACCUCUGAAUUAUGGACCAAUGCAAAUGGCUCCACAACAUCCCGCAUGGCAACCAUCAUGCAUCCAUAUUGAGAAUUCACAGAACAUAAUAAUCGGAAACAACUCGACCAUGAUUAUUGAUCAUUCUGAACAUAGUUCAGAGGAUUGAGAUGUUUGAAUGUAAUUCUAAAGUACAUUUUAGCUUCAAUAAAGGAUAUCAGUAUGUCAGUAUGUCUCAUGAUGAUGGUUGUGGUUCUCAGUUAUCAGUAAUUUCGCUAUGAAAACUCAGAUCUGUAUUCGGCUAGUUUGGAACAACUCGAGGAAGAGUAAAUAAUGACGGGAUUUUCAUUUUUGGGUAAACUGUCUCUUCAAAUGACUGUUAAAUGACAAUUACAAUGGCAUGGCAAUGUACUAUCUUGGUCUUGAAACUGUAAAGUUAAUUGUUAAACUGCAAAUGAAUCAUUACUAUUUGAGCAAAUAAAGAUGAUUACUCUUUCUUUACUACUAUCUUGUAUU